UUUUGACAUCGUACGCUAUGAGACGCAAAGAGCAACACAAAAAAGGGAAAUUCGAUUUGUAAUUUUUCCCCAAAUGGACACUCUACCGGUUGAACAGUUGGUGUCUGACCCAACAAACUAACAGUUGCCCUAGAAGACGAUUCUUCACUCAAAUUGAGACGACUCAAUUCACAGUUUUUCAUCCUUUCAUCGCCACUGAUUUACAUCCAAAACGACGACGUUCUCAAUUCGCCGAAGCACUUCGAGCCCCCAACCAGCCAGCAAUAAUCUGAAAUCCUAUUUCGCAGAUCGCUAAAACGGAUUUGCAAAUCAAGUAGAUCCACUUCAAUACACACAUAUGCUGAUAGGCAUAUGUAUGUAGUUGAAGUUUUGAAUCGAUACUUAUUGUGAUUUAUUUACUAGAGAGAUGAAUGGGAGUCAGGGGACGGUGCACCCAGUGGACGCGCCGCCGCUGCAGACGGAGAGGGCGAACGUGCCACUGCCGUGGAACAGGAUGAAGGACCUUCAGGGCAUGCCGGGGACUGUAGGCGGCCUCUUCUUGCGAUUUUCUCAGAUGUUAUUCGCGGUCGUUGCGCUCUCGGUCAUGGCCACAACCAGUGACUUUCCAUCUGUCACUGCCUUCUGCUAUCUUGUUGCUGCUGCUGGUUUGCAGAGCAUGUGGAGCCUUGCCCUAGCAAUUGUUGACAUAUAUGCUCUUCUUGUGGGACGUCGCCUGCAGAAUUAUCAACUUGUUAGUUUAUUUGCUAUUGGUGAUGGGGUUAUUUCUACCCUUACGUUUGCUGCUGCCUGUGCAUCUGCUGGGAUCACCGUUCUCAUCGGCAAUGAUCUCGGUGCCUGUGGUAGGAAUCACUGCACAGAGUUUGAGACUGCUACGGCUAUGUCCUUUCUUAGCUGGUUUUGUGCAUUACCAUCGUUUCUGUUAAAUUAUUGGUCCUUGGCAUCUCGACGAUGAACGGAAUAUAUGAUCCAAUGAAAGAAAAAUGGGUUUGUAAGAUUUACCUGAAGCGUCUGUGAAUUUAUGUAAUAUCUUCUGCUUGUGUUGGUCGAUGAUGUAUAUAACUCAAAAUUGGUGUUAAUGGCGUACUCUCAUAACACUGUAAAUGCGACAUUUUGUCUCCUUGUGUCGAAGAUUUUCUUUUGGUUUGUUUAAUCAUAAUUCCGACUGCAUGAA
Olea europaea var. sylvestris is the source of this 1171-nucleotide messenger RNA. RefSeq names its product CASP-like protein 5A2. NCBI's taxonomy places the organism in Eukaryota, Viridiplantae, Streptophyta, Magnoliopsida, Lamiales, Oleaceae. The coding region runs from base 407 to 952 and encodes 181 amino acids. The transcript is spliced from 3 exons. The record is from RefSeq and is a predicted model, not a curated record. Gene Ontology annotation, cellular component: membrane.